Messenger RNA from Capsaspora owczarzaki ATCC 30864, 1625 nucleotides. RefSeq lists its product as hypothetical. Gene Ontology annotation, cellular component: nucleus; cytoplasm. Gene Ontology annotation, molecular function: P-TEFb complex binding; histone H4R3 demethylase activity. The coding region runs from base 8 to 1534 and encodes 508 amino acids. The transcript has 5 exons. NCBI's taxonomy places the organism in Eukaryota, Filasterea, Ministeriida, Capsasporidae. Gene Ontology annotation, biological process: phagocytosis. The record is from RefSeq and is a predicted model, not a curated record.
AAACAGCAUGAGCGAAAAGCGCGUUGAACUGGAAGAGAAGGUGAAACGCCGGAUACGACGGGCGAAAAAUCGCGGUCGCUCUGAGCUCAAACAAGAUGGGGGAUGGACAAAGUACGGCUAUGCACAGCCUGGCGUGCUGAGUCUCGCGCCGGAGCCGACCAUCGCCAAGGACACCAUCGAGCGAGUGCAUGUGGACUCGUUGUCGGAGGCCGAGUUUAUCGAGCGGUACGAGCGACCAGGCGUUCCGGUGGUCAUUACUGGAUGCGCUGAUGAUUGGCCUGCCACCAAGAACUGGACUGAAGAGAAACUGCUGCGCAAGUUUGGCGGACAGCGGUUCAAGUGUGGCGAGGACGACGAAGGCUAUCCUGUCAAGCUGCGGUUUCGGUACUAUGUGCAGUACAUGAACCACGGCACUGGACGCGGCAACCGCGACGACAGUCCGAUGUACGUGUUUGACUCGUCCUUUGGCAAGCAUCGAAAGAAGAAGCAGCUGCUCGACGAUUACACAGUCCCAAAGUUCUUCCGCGACGAUCUCUUCAAGCAUGCCGGCAGCCAACGCCCUCCAUUCCGGUGGUUUGUGAUGGGUCCGAAGCGUUCUGGCACCGGCAUUCACAUUGACCCGUUGUCCACGAGUGCCUGGAACACGCUGAUUCAAGGGCACAAGCGGUGGUGCCUCUUCCCUCCUCAUGCACCACGCGAGUUAGUCAAGCCGGCCAUUUCUGGCAUGGACUCUGAGGCGGCCUGCUGGUUUAGCUCGGUUUAUCCGCGCACCCAAUCACCGAACUGGCCUGCCGAAUUGCGGCCCUUGGAGCUGCUUCAACGGCCAGGUGAAACGGUGUUUGUACCAGGCGGCUGGUGGCAUGUCGUGCUCAACCUAGAUACAACGAUCGCAAUCACGCAAAACUUUGCCAGCUGCACCAAUUUCGAGGCAGUUUGGCGCAAGACAGUGAAAGGCCGGCCAAAGCUCUCGGGGCGCUGGCUCAACAACAUUCGGCAGAGUUACCCAGAGUUGGCGGCCAUUGCGGACGCCGUCAACGCGGAGCGUGCGCAAAAGGCCUCCGAGGGCACACUGUCGUCUGCCUCAACCACCAGCUCGUCGUCCGAUUCGUCUUCCUCGUCCUCAGAGAGCGAUGAUGACGACAGAAAGCCAGUGUCCGAUAGCAUGCGCUCUCGCUCGAGUUCGAACAAGAGCAAGAAGCGCGGUGCUGGAUGUGGAUGUGGCACGAGCGAGGAGGAUUCUGAUUCUGAUCGCGAGAGUCGCCGCACCAAGCAAGCAAGUAGCGCGUCGUGUUCAGCAUCAUCAUUGUCGCUGUCUUCCUCUUCCUCUUCGCACCGAGGAGGCGGUGGAGGUGGGGGAGGAGGAGCGCGCGACAUUCGACCAUUAACAUCGAGCAGCUCUUCUGGCACCUCGUCUGGAGCGUCAACGCCACCGUCGUCCGCCUCUUCCUCGGACGAGAUUCACAGCAAAUCGCGUCGUCAUUCGCCGCCAUCGUACAGCACCGUCGCACCGAUGCGAAUGUCCAUCGAUGGAUGAAGCAAGUUUGUUUCAAGUUUUUUGUUUUUGUUUUUCGCGUCAAUUGAUUUGUUUCGCUUUUUUUUUUGUUGUUCAAUUGUUCAAUUGUUCA